Messenger RNA from Amborella trichopoda, 1560 nucleotides. NCBI's taxonomy places the organism in Eukaryota, Viridiplantae, Streptophyta, Magnoliopsida, Amborellales, Amborellaceae. The record is from RefSeq and is a predicted model, not a curated record.
AUGUACUCUGUUAACGGUGAUCUGGGUAGUUCUCGGACAUUGUUCGAUCUUUCUUAUAACAGAGAUACAGUCUCUUGGAACACCAUGAUCAUGGGUUAUGCGCACGGUGAUAAACCUGAGGAAGCGUUUCAAUUGUUUGGGAAAAUGGUUAGCGAUGAUUAUGGGGGCUCUCCUAAUCAGAUAACUAUGGUGGCUUUACUAUGUGCUUGUUCUAAACUUAAGAGAAUGGAUCUUGGCAAAUGGGUCCAUGAUUACAUUAAUAUUUGUAAAUUUAAUAUUAAUUUAAUCCUUAGGACUGCGAUUGUUGAUAUGUAUGCAAAAUGCGGGUGUCUUAACACUGCUCGUCGAAUAUUCGACGAAAUUCCUGACAAAAAUGUGGUCUCUUGGAAUGUGAUGAUUUCUGGUUAUGUCCGUGGUGGGUACCCAUCUGAGGCAAUGGCUUCUUUUGCUGAAAUGCAGGCCUCUGGUGUGAGACCAAAUGGGACCACAAUGUUGAUUCUUUUCUCGGUGUGUGCCCAAUUGCGUGAUCUCAAUUUGGCCCAGAGAGCUUUUGAUUAUGUUCACAAGAAUAUGAUUAAAUUUAGCUUGAAUUUGCAAAAUGCAUCAAUAGAUAUGUAUGCAAAAUGUGGAGAUAUCGAAGCAGCAAGAGUUGUUUUCAAUGAGAUGCCUGAAAAAGAUCGAAUUUCUUGGACCUCCAUGAUCACGGGCUACGUGAAAUUCAGCCAGUUUGAUGAAGCUCUGUCGCUUUUCCGAGAGAUGCAAGUGGCUAAUGUCAAACCGGACGAAGUGACCCUAGUUAGCCUUCUUUCCCUUUCAGCUGAAAUGGGUGCUAUGGAAUUAGGCAGAUGGAUUCAUGUUUUCAUGGAUAGAAACAGUGUCAAACCAGGAGUUUGCCUCAACACUGCUCUCAUUAGCAUGUAUUCAAAGUGUGGUGUUGUGGAACAAGCAAUCGAGGUUUUUAACAAGAUGCCUGUAAAGAAUUCUCACUCAUGGACUGCUAUUAUAUCUGGCCUCGCCAUAAACGGGCGGGCCGAGCAGGCUCUCUCCCUCUUUGAGGACAUGCGGAGAGAGGGAGUGAAGCCUGAUGAAAUCACCUUUGUUGCGAUUUUAACUGCUUGUACACAUGCAGGGUUGGUCAAUGAAGGGCACCGGUACUUUCGUUCAAUGACCAAAAGCUAUGGAAUUGAGCCCAAAGUUGAACAUUAUGCAUGCAUGGUUGAUCUUCUCGGACGAGCUGGUCUUUUAAGGGAGGCAAGAGAUAUUAUAGAGGUAAUGCCUAUGGAACCGAGUGCCUCUGUGUUGGGGUCCCUUUUGAGUUCUUGUCGGAUUCUUGGGAAUGUUGAGAUGGGUGAGGAACUUAUUAACAAGUACUUCGGUGAUAGCAGUGAGGCUUAUGUAAAUCUAUCAAAUUUGUAUGCCGAAGCUGAGAGGUGGGGGGAUGUUGAGAGGGUUAGAGAAGUUAUGAAAGGGCUAGGGAGAAGAGAGAGGAUGGCAGGGGGUAGCUUGCUUGAGGUGAAUGGUGGUGUCCAUGAGUUUCUCUGUGGGAAAAUUCAACCAUGA